CUUCCCAUCAUGCCCCUGCUGCCCUCACCAACGUGGCGUCGAUUAUCAGAGUUAAAACUACAGCCUCUCCUGUUGCUGAAUGCUGGUAAACAGUGUGCUGCAGGUCAGAUAUUUCAUUCCCCGCACUUUGAAUGCCACUUGGAUGGUGGCAAGGAGUGCAGCGCAGACAGAGUCUCUGUUUCAUGUUACUGCAGGGCACAGCUCCAUGAUGGAAAUGGGAGAGGAGACACGUGUGGAGCGAGACUCUACGUGUACCAGCAAUGGCAGCGAGCAGUGUCAAAACAGCAGCCUUUUGGAAGCUGCUGAGGACUCUCUACCAAACAGUGCAACUCCGCCAGGAAUGACAAACACAGAGACUGUUAUAAAUGAGGGGAAGGCACAAAUUAUUUUCCCCAGUGCGAAUGAAGUGUUUUAUAACCCUGUGCAAGAGUUUAACCGUGACCUCACAUGUGCUGUCAUGACAGAGUUUGCCCGACAGCAGCUCCUGUCCAAGGGGAUUCAAGUGCUGGUCCCCGGAGAGGAGGAAAGGCAGAAAAUUGUUGUCAACUUGACGGAAAGUGAAAACGCUGGAACUGCAGCAGGAUUGGGAGAUACUUCAGCGUUAAAGAGAACGGCCACUGUCGGGGAGAAAUGUGAGCCUCUGCUUAUCGAGUUUGGUUACCACGUGCAGGGUGGGAUUCGUGUUCUCGAGGGACUGGCAGCAUCUGGACUUCGCUCGAUUCGAUUCGCCAAGGAAGUCCCCGGAAUUCACAGCAUUGUGGCAAACGAUUUUUCUGAGAAAGCAGUGACACUGAUGAAGAGAAAUAUUGAGCUGAAUGAAGUGCAGCACUUAGUAACGGCCAGCUUGGCAGAUGCAAGUAUGCUCCUGUGUGGGUCCAGGAGGAGACAGGACCGGUUUGAUGUGAUUGACCUGGAUCCAUAUGGAAGUCCUUCACAGUUCAUCGAUGCGGCUGUUCAAGCAGUUAGUGAAGGAGGGCUUCUCUGUGUGACAUGUACUGACAUGGCAGUAAUGGCUGGGAACAGUGGGGAGACCUGUUACAGCAAGUACGGAGCCAUGUCGCUGAAGUCAAAGUUCUGUCACGAAAUGGCUUUACGCAUCAUCCUACACAAUUUGGAUCUUCGUGCAAACUGUUACCAGCGAUACGUUGUUCCUGUCCUCUCUGUCAGUGUGGACUUCUAUAUCCGAGUCUUUGUCCAGGUCUUCACAGGACAGGCUAAGGUUAAAGCAUCUGCCAGUAAACAGGCUCUGAUCUAUCACUGUGUGGGCUGUGGCACCUUCCACCUUCAGAGGAUGGGCAAGAUGAUCAGCCAUGGUAACAACUACAAAUACACAGCGAGCUCAGGACCACCCGUGGGAACAGAGUGUGAGCAUUGCUACCAGAGGCACAUGCUUGGCGGCCCAGUCUGGGCUGAGCAAAUCCAUGACCAAGACUUUGUCGAGAGAGUUCUCAAAUCAGUGGAACACAACCCGAAACGCUUCAAGACUUCCGAUAGGAUCCUAGGUGUUCUCAGUAUGGCCAAGGAGGAGUUACCAGACUGCCCUUUAUACUACACAAUGGAUCACCUGAGCAGUGUCAUCCGCUGUAAUACCCCAUCACUCCUACAGAUGAGGUCUGCCUUGCUUCAUGCUGGUUAUCGAGUGUCUCUCUCACAUGCUUGCCAAAAGGCUGUUAAAACUGAUGCACCACCUUCAGUGAUCUGGGAUAUCAUGAGGUGCUGGGAGAAAAUCCACCCAGUGAAGCGAGAGAAGCUGUCCGAGAGCUGUCCUGCCUUUCGAAUCCUCAGCAAAGAGCCCGUUCUGCAGGCUUGCUUCGAUAUCCGGGAAGAUGCAAAUCCCAAAUCGAGGAAGCAAGGGCUAAAGCGAUUCCAGGAAAACCCGGAAGCCAACUGGGGGCCAAAGGCGAGGGCCAAGGUUGGUGGAGGAAUUCAACAAACAUUGGAAGAGAAAAGGAAACGGCUGCAGAAUAAACGGAAGCAGAAACUGGGCGAUUCCGAUUCUGGGAAGACCAUCCCCUGUAAAAUAUUCCGAGAGGGAAACCGUGGAGAGGAUUGUCACCAGGAAGCAACCACAAAGGGAACUGACCAAUAGGCUUCAGAGAGAUGCAGUUUUGUUAACAUUGAACUCUUGAGAGGUAACAAGCCAUCCUGAGUGUGGUUGCAGGAUCCAAAUGUAAAGUGUAAGAUUAGAUAUGCAAGUUUUAUUUAUAAUUAAACUGCAUUGUUUUUAAAGAA
Molecule: messenger RNA, 2232 nt
Organism: Chiloscyllium plagiosum (whitespotted bambooshark)
Lineage: Eukaryota; Metazoa; Chordata; Chondrichthyes; Orectolobiformes; Hemiscylliidae
Gene: trmt1
Product: tRNA methyltransferase 1
Biological process (GO): tRNA N2-guanine methylation
Cellular component (GO): nucleus
Molecular function (GO): RNA binding; tRNA (guanine) methyltransferase activity
Source: RefSeq, a predicted model, not a curated record